AUGCCCAGGUCAGCGAAGGAAGUACUCGAUUAUGUCGUGAACAUCUUCUUCACUGACAAUACAUGGCAUGAAACAGCCGCUAAACUCAAGGCCAAUCCCAUUUUCUUUGGAUCUGACUUUGAGCGACUUGCGCUUGGUGAAGACUGUCACGAGCUUCAUCUCGCAGCUGCAUCCAUGGACUGGACCGGAGAUAUCCAAUACGAAGCCAGGCUGGUCGACUCGCUGAGAUGGCCGCGGUUCAACAGCUCUGGGGGCCUCUUGCGCCAUCAGGGCCCGGGUCCGCGGUUUACGUUGAACAUUCAAGAGGAUAGGGAUGGUAUGGACGACCAUACCAGAGUUCGAGCUUAUGGUAGCCUGUUCGGCCAGAAGAGUGACGAGUUGACAACUUGCGUACUGUAUUAUAAUAAGGGCCAGGGGUUUCUGGAGUAUUUCUACAUUCCGCGCCACCAGCUGCCUUGGAAGAAACGAUACAUGAUACCUCUGCAAUAUUGUUUCUUGCCGAAUAGCACGAAGCCCCUCGAAUGGGUUGUGGCUGAAGAUGUGAACAUAAAAUAG
Molecule: messenger RNA, 555 nt
Organism: Colletotrichum godetiae
Lineage: Eukaryota; Fungi; Ascomycota; Sordariomycetes; Glomerellales; Glomerellaceae
Exons: 1
Coding region: 1-555 (184 amino acids)
Source: RefSeq, a predicted model, not a curated record